This is a messenger RNA of Prunus dulcis (almond), 1346 nucleotides long. Its product is annotated as ATP-dependent Clp protease proteolytic subunit-related protein 4, chloroplastic. Gene Ontology annotation, biological process: protein quality control for misfolded or incompletely synthesized proteins. The record is from RefSeq and is a predicted model, not a curated record. Gene Ontology annotation, molecular function: ATPase binding; ATP-dependent peptidase activity; serine-type endopeptidase activity. The coding region runs from base 66 to 983 and encodes 305 amino acids. Gene Ontology annotation, cellular component: endopeptidase Clp complex. NCBI's taxonomy places the organism in Eukaryota, Viridiplantae, Streptophyta, Magnoliopsida, Rosales, Rosaceae. The transcript has 8 exons.
UCCAGUUUUCACAUACUCACAGUUGGCCACAGCCUUCUCCAGUUAAAGAGCGCUCCAAACCAUCAAUGGACGUCGCCACCACGGCUUCAAGCUUCGCGCUUCACACGCGCAUGUUAGCAUCGCCAACCACUCGCCGAGGCCUAAGCUCUAGCCGCACCCAAACGACGUCGUCCCCUACCCUUCCCAGAGCUUCCCUCUCCACCAAUUUCCUCUCUCCCUUCGCCGGCACCAGCAUCUCCUCCGAAUUUUCCGGCCACAAGCUCCGCCCCUCGAGCCUCAACCCAGCGUCGUUCCGUGGCUCCAAGCCCAAACGCGGUGUCGUCACCAUGGUUAUUCCGUUUCAAAGAGGAAGUGCAUGGGAGCAACCGCCUCCAGACCUGGCAUCAUAUCUGUACAAAAAUCGAAUUGUGUACUUGGGCAUGUCACUUGUUCCUUCAGUGACGGAGUUGAUACUGGCGGAGUUUCUCUACCUUCAGUAUGAAGAUGAAACGAAGCCCAUUUACUUGUACGUAAAUUCCACUGGAACAACCAAGGGUGGUGAGAAGUUAGGUUACGAAACAGAGGCUUUUGCAAUAUAUGAUGUCAUGAGGUAUGUCAAACCACCUAUAUUUACUCUGUGUGUUGGUAACGCUUGGGGAGAAGCUGCCUUACUUUUGGCUGCUGGUUCGAAAGGAAACCGUUCUGCUUUACCCUCAUCAACAAUCAUGAUGAAGCAGCCAAUUGCAAGGUUUCAAGGUCAAGCAACAGAUAUUGAACUUGCAAGAAGGGAAGUGAGGAAUGUUAAAGAUGAGUUGGUUAAGCUCUUUUCAAAGCAUCUUGGAAAGUCAACUGAGCAAAUUGAAGCAGACAUUAGACGUCCGAAAUAUUUUAGUCCUAGUGAAGCAGUUGAAUAUGGCAUCAUAGACAAGGUACUGUACAAUGAAAGGACUACCGAAGACAGAGGAGUUGUCUCAGACCUGAAAAAAGCACAACUUAUUCCGUAGGAAGACUGAAUGAUCCUCAGAAGGAAUAUUCAGAUUGAAGUUUAUGUGUCGAUUAGCUUUCAAGAGUUCUGGAACAAGAGUUGCACUAAUAUUUCCAGUCAAGAGCUGCAGUUGGUAACACAAAUUUUUCCAGUGCAGCAAAGGAAUGCAUAAUCCAUAGCCUAAAUUUGUAUCAAGUACAAGUAACUGUCAUUGUAUUCUUCUUUGGUCAAAGAUACAUCUAGUUCUAGCAUGAUUGAGUGUAAAACCAGUUGAAAAACCAAAAGUGACAUGUUCUUUUCUUUUAUUUUCUUUUAAGUUACACUUGUUAAAGGUGUUUGUUGAUUUGUUAUUAAAUGAAAACCAUAUUUUCGACGGAGGACU